GAGUACUUAUCUCUCAAGCUUUCAGGUGCCGGAGAGAGAGGAUGCUGGUCGGAGAAGAUGAAGAAUCGGCGAGGAUCAGCCUUCUCAAGAGAGAGUUCGAAGCUUCACUGGCGAGAGUGAACUUUCUGGAGAAAGAGAAUCAUGAGCUGAGACAAGAAAUAGUUCGGUUGAGAGCACAGGUUAAUAAUGCAUUCAAAUCGCAUGACGUCGACCGGAAAUCCGUGUUGUGGAAGAAGGUGCAGAGUUCGCCGGAGAGCAAGAUCGCCGCAGACAAAUCACAGCAGAAAUUAUCUUUUCCGGCGGCGGAGAGCACAGAAGCAGUAGAACCGGGAAAUAAGAAAGAAAUGGCGGCAAAAUCAGCUUAUUGUUAUCAAUUCCAACAAAAACCUAUUUGUAAGUUGCCGUCUCUGCCGGCGGGAGGUCCGGCACCGCCGCCGCCGCCGCCACCUCCGCCGUCGAAGACGGGCGGAUCGAAAGCCCUGCGCCGUGUACCGGCGGUAAUGGAGCUCUAUCGAUCACUUGUCAAGAGGGAUGCACAGAAAGAAAGGAGGACUAAUGCCAUAGCAUCCAUGGCUGCUCUAAAUCCUAAGAACAUGAUUGGAGAGAUCGAGAAUCGCUCCACACAUCUUCUUGCUGUAAAAUCAGAUGUGGAGACACAUGGGGAAGCCAUAGAAGCCUUAUUGAGGGAAGUAGAAUCUGCAGCAUUUACAGAGAUUUCUGAAGUCGAAACCUUUGUGAAAUGGUUGGAUGGGGAACUAUCCAGCCUGGUGGAUGAGAGGGCUGUGCUGAAACAUUUCCCUCAGUGGCCAGAAAGAAAAGCAGAUGCAUUAAGGGAAGCCGCUUGCAGCUACCGAGAGUUGAAGAAUCUCGAGUCUGAGGUUUUAUCAUUCAAGGAUAAUCCUAAACAGCUGCUGUCACAGUCCCUCAGAAAAAUCCAGGCAUUGCAAGACAGGUUGGAAAGAAGUGUCGGCAAUAUUGAGAGACUUAGAGAUGGCGCGAGCAAGCGAUACAGGGAGCUUCAUAUUCCCUGGGCUUGGAUGCUCGACACUGGAGUUGUUGGUCAGUUGAAAUUAAGUUCGAUGGAAUUAGCAAAGCAGUACAUGGGAAGGGUAGCCAUGGAGUUGGAAUGUCAUGAACCGCCUCAAAAACAAGACCUCAUUCUUCAAGGAGUAAGGUUUGCUUAUAGAGUUCACCAGUUUGCAGGGGGAUUUGAUGCAGAAACUGUGAAAGCAUUCGAAGGGAUAAAACUAAUCAGCACAAAUAUUGAAAGCCAAUAGCUAUUCAUUGGGGUAUUCCACAAGGAUAUUUAGGUUGUAAGAUGUCAAAAUGCAGAUAUUGCUCCCAGACAUGCCAUUUGGACAGCAGAUCAUUUGGAAAUAUGUUGUGUACCUAGUAAUCAGUCCAUGUAGCUAUUUUCACAUGGCCAGAUUGUUUCUUAUCAACAAGCUCUAACAUGUAAAUCCCAGAUAAUGCAGGACAUACUUACAAUGAAAGUGAUUUAGAGACAAAA
This is a messenger RNA of Ipomoea triloba (trilobed morning glory), 1510 nucleotides long. Its product is annotated as protein CHUP1, chloroplastic. Gene Ontology annotation, biological process: chloroplast organization. Lineage: Eukaryota; Viridiplantae; Streptophyta; Magnoliopsida; Solanales; Convolvulaceae. Bases 42 to 1277 code for a protein of 411 amino acids. The transcript is spliced from 5 exons. Gene Ontology annotation, cellular component: chloroplast outer membrane. The record is from RefSeq and is a predicted model, not a curated record.